UUAUAAAUUGUUCUCAGAGACAAAAACUAAGUGAAUAUUAUAAAUAACUAAAAUUUAUGACACUUUAUGUCAUAGUACAUGCCAAAUUCGCAUAAGGCAUGUAUUUCUCUGAAUUGUUUUCAGAACUAUAUUACGCGCAAUGAAGAUUAUGACCGAACAACAGUACAUUUUUCUAAAGCGACUACUUUUGUAAACUAAAAACAGCAUCAUGGUUGUGGAAGGAGGAGGGAGGUAUGCACCAUCCACAGGGAUGACCUCAAAGGAACUCUGUGAAAAUGACGACUUGGCUUCAAGUUUGACGCUAGAUCCCUACCUAUCCUUAACCACACAUAAAAUGAACACAAGACACAGACCAUUGAAAGCAGACCUUCAGCAAUCUUGUAAAGAAAUAAUGAAAAGAUUUGUAGAGAAACAGAAUUAUGAAAAGUCCUACAGAGAAUUCUCUGGUUUAGCUCCUGUCAAAUCCUUCUUUGUCACCAAACUAAAGUCACAACAAGUUAUAGUCAAAGAUCAUUUAUUCCGCUAUUUAAGGAUGUUUGACAAAGAUUCUGGAUUUGAAAUUCUGCCAUGUCAUCGUUACUCAAUGGAAAAUGAAGUCGGAGCAAAAAUUUGUGCCACAAAAUCUUGGCAAAAGAAUGAUAAGAUAGAGUAUUUAGUUGGCUGUAUUGCUGAACUGGACGCAGAAGAAGAGGACCAGUUACUGAAACCAGGACUCAAUGACUUCAGUGUAAUGUACUCCACACGGAAAAACUGUAGCCAGCUCUGGUUAGGUCCUGCCAGCUUUGUCAAUCAUGAUUGUCGAUCAAACUGCAGGUUUGUGUCUACUGGUAGAGAUACAGCCUGUGUUAGAGUGCUAAGAGACAUCGAGCCAGGGGAAGAAAUCACAUGUCAUUAUGGCGAAAGUUUCUUUGGAGAAAGCAAUUGCUUCUGUGAAUGUGAAACUUGUGAAAGGAGAAAGCAAGGAGCCUUUAAGCCUAAAGAUGGAAUAAAAAGUCCCCAGCAUGUGAAGGGUUAUAGACUGAGGGACACAGACGACAGACUUACCAGACUGAAAUCAGACCCUCUGGAGCGGGAGAGACCAAGUGCACAAAUGACAGGAGCUGCUCUGUAUGGCAAUGAAAACUGGAAUAUUAGAGAUGGUAAUUUGAAGAAAAAUGCUGAACUAUUGAAGGCUGGAGAGCUGAAAAGAAGGGGCAUAACUCGCUAUGAUGCUGAACUGUUACUGUCUCAGGGAUUAAAACUCCCAGAACCAAGAGUACCAUCAACUAGGAAAUUGCCAAUUAAAGCAUCAAAGACGGUUUUAAAUGACAUUAAUUUGAAAAUGGCACAAUCCAAAAAGUUACCACAGAGGGACAAAAAUGGGUGUUUUCUAAGAAAUGGACGAAUGUCAGGAUCAAAACAUACAAGUCAACAAUGUGAAGAGGAGAUUCCUAAAGUAGCAGCUAAAAUUAAAUCUCCAAAUAAAAGAAUGAGUUUUUGUUUUGAGGAACUUGAUCACCCUGAGUUUGAUCAUGAGGAGUUAGACUCUAUAGUAGAGCAGGCCUGUAGAAUUUGUGAGGAUACUGUUGAACAGGAAGAGACUAAAACACUUACUCAGAACGAGGAAACAAAUAUUGACAGUUGUUUAAAUGUUGAUAUAAAUAUGAAUUCAUCACCAUCUAUAUGUAGGACUAGAUCUAGGAAAACUGACUCAAGAACCAAUUCAGUAAUGGACAGGGAAACAGCUCUAAAACGUUCCCUUAUUAACAAUCAAAGAUGCAGCCCUAGGUUCAAAAGUCGUGGGUCAGUUAGCAUAGAUAAAGAUCUAGUUUCUCGUGUUAAAACUGAACCUUGUGAAGAUAAGCCACAGUGUAGAAAUAGUCCAAGGCUUAUACCUAAAACAGAGCCUUGUGAAGAAAAGUCACAGAUUAAAGUUAGUCCAAAACUUGUACCUAAAACUGAAUCUUGUGAGGAAAAGCCACAGUGUAGAAUUAGUCCUAAACUUAUACCUAAAACUGAACCUUGUGAAGAAAAGCAAGAGGUUAAGACUAGUCCAAAGCUAAUAUCUAAAACUGAGACAAAUAAAGAAGAUGUCAAAUCGGAAAUGGAGGACGAAGAAUUAAAGCAACAAUCAGAACAAUUAGACAUAUCAAUAUCAGGGACAUUCGAGCUUCACUGUGAUACAGACUCACUUCAGGGUCAAAGUUCAGGUCAAUCAGACUCAUUCAUAGGUCAAGGUCAUAUAGACUCACCUCUCAGUCAUAGUAAUUCAGAAUCACUUCAGGGACAAAAUCAUAAGAACAAAGGACUCAAAAACAUACAAAGUGAUAUUUCUAAGAAAGCACCUGUUCGUCAGAGCCCUAGACUUCACAGGAAACGUGAUACAGAAAGUUCACUAUGUGAAAAGCCAGAGGCAGCAAAAGACUUGUCAGAGAAGUUGAAACGCGAAGUGAAAACGGAGAAUGAUGAAGGUUUAACAACGUUAGAAGAAAGCUUUAUAGAUGUGUGUAGUUUUUCAGAUGAACAGCAAGAAGAUUCGUUAGCAAACAGACUAAAAUCAGAAAUACAUCAUAAAACUGAUGACGAGGAUGAAGAUGGUGAAACAUCUGACCAGGAGCCAGUGGAUAAUAUGUUUGAAAGUUUUGAGUCCAUUAUAAAAAAUGUAACUCCGCCAAGAAAAUUAGGGAGUCAACCACAGAGUGAUAAAAAGUUUGACAAAUCUUAUUCUGAUCAGUGCCUUAGAUUAUUGAACAAAAGUAAGAAUAGAGAAAAGAAAAGGAAACUAUCUUAUUCAAUCAUGUCAUCUCCAGAAACAUCUCCUGAUAAAAAGAUUCCAAAGUUGACGAUCAAAAUGAGACGAGAUCCCAUUUUGGAAACAAUGGAAGAGAGUCUGUCCACGGCAAAACGAAUAGAAGAUGAAUUAGAAUCUCAAAUACAGUUAGAAAAUCACAUGUUAAAACAGCACUGUCACAGACGACGGCGGAGAAGUUCUGGGAAAACAUCGCCACGGUCACCAGUUAACUCAGCUCAUUCACCCACACAUUCAUCUAAAUCACCGAUUGCUCCCAGCACGUUUUAUCCACUUUCUAACAAUCAUUCAUUUCCUAAAAAACUUCGUCUCAAGCUGGGAGACACUUCGUUCAGUAUUUCUAUACCACAGCCUAAUGAUUUUAGUCAGAUUCAGACAUCACCUGAAUAAAGAGAUAUGUCAGUCAGGUAUCCCGCCAGUAUAUCAGUAUUUAUUAGAAACACUUUGUAACAUCAGGUUAACUGUAUUUGUGAGUGGGUAACUAGGAAAAAAACUGAUGUCCACCUUUUAUUUUUAAUCCCCACUCAGUGAGAAGCAUGAUUUGACAAAGUCACAAACUACCACAAAAAAAAAUGUCAAAGGUAAAUUACACAAAAUGGCAGUAUUGAUUCUUUAUCAGAAACUUCAGUUUUCUCUUUUUCUCUUUUGGAAGUAAGUGAACUUCAAUUUACAUGAAGACCAGUCAGAUUUAGUCAUGAUAAGGACUUAAGCUGUUUCAUUUGUAUACCUGAUUUUCUUGUAUGCAAUACUCAAAAUACUCAUUGUUAUAUUAAAAAUAAUUAGUUAUCUUUGAAAAUCAAAUUACAUUUGAAAUAAUUGCUCUUUCCUGUACAAAGUAUGUUUUGAUGCAAUAAACAUGAUAAAUAGGUAGAACAUAGCUGUUGAAAUAAAUCUUCACCCCACAAGCCUGGAUUUUAAGACUAAAUAAAACUAUAUAUAAAUUGAUUCAGUUUGAUAGCUUUUUGAUCCUUUUUUUUCACAACUUUUGUUUACAAAGUAUUGUAAUCAUAGAGAUUUCUUUGUUGUUCAGAUAAAUGGAAUAUUUGUAAAUUUUUGUUAUUUGAUGGUUCCCUCAAUAUGUUAAAUAGAGUGUUAUAAGUUUAAUCUCUUGAAAUAAGUGUUAACUGUCAUGACUAUUAGAUAUUUCUAUGUGGAAAGUAAAAUUUGUGUUGACCCUUUAGGACAAGGUUAUUACUGUUUAGCACUUUAGUGUUUGGUGACCUUAGUGGUCAAAGUCAUAACCUUGACCCUUUUGGCCAAGGUUAUUACUCUUUAGCACUUAAAAGUGUUUGAUUACUUAGUGGUCAAAGUCAAAACCUUUGGAAAAAAAAAGAAGUGAUGUAGAAAGUUAUAGCUUGAUUAGUUUGACUUAUAAUUGCUGUUAGGACUUUGUAAAGGCUUCUUCAGUAAUAAAAUAAAUGUGAGGAUAUCUAUAUGACAGUAUGAUACAUGACAGGUGUGAAAGUUAAAGUCGAAAAGGUUAUCACCAAUUAACAAUAAUAUUCUUAUUUAUAUACUGGGAUUGAGUGCAAUUUGUAAAACACAUACAGACAUCGGAUAUAAGAAACUGUCAUGCAUCAACUCUCAUUUUUUUUACUUGUAUAUAUUUUUUACAGAAAACAAAUCAUUUUUGGUAGUCAUGAUACAUUAUAGUCACCUUUCACUUUCAGCAUGUUCAGUAACCAUAGUAUCAAAAAUUAAAGGACCAAAUCAUUCUUUUUUACUCUGGGUAUUUUUUAAGAUUUUUUUAAUUUAUUUUAUGAUGGAAUUCUUAUUUAUUGUCUGCCACUAACGGGAUGUAUGAAGUGGGUCUUGUAAUCUGUCUUAAUUACUUGUGUCUAGGAUACUAAUUAUUUUAACACAAACCCUUUUUGAGUAGUAGAAACCCCCACACCAUCCUUUUUUUCCUUGGUAGUAAUUAUUUGUUGAAGAUAUUGUAAAUUGUUUACGAUGUGGUAAUUUUAUAGAUUUUUAAGCAUGACCAAUGUAAAUAUUAAUAUUUUAACAUCUGUUUGUAGAUUUUUGUUUUUUCAGUGUUUAUUUAUAGAGAAAUGCAAUCUGAAUUUAAUAAAUAUACAGUUAAAGAUUAACUUAUUAAACAAUGAUUGAAAUGAAUCAUAAAACAUACCCAAUCUUUUCACAUGUCCAAUACAAUAAAAAUUUGGCAUGGUAAUAUAAUUGACAAUGAAAUUGUUCACUAUUUUCAUCAUGUUUUAUGGUAAUAACAAAGAAACAUUAUAAUGAAAAUAUUUAUUUCUGUGAAAUGGCUGUUUUUAUGUGGUAACUAAUCUUGUAGUAUUAUUUGUUGACUUAUUGAUGGUAAAAUAUGAUUAAGAUUAUGAUAUUUGUUAAAGGGAGAUAAUGAACAAUAAAGUAUCAGUUAUCUCCCCUUAAAUAAGAAAAAUAGUUAAAUUAUGCACAUUAUCACGGUUAUAUAUAUUUCCAGUUUAAAGAUCUUACUGCAGACUGACUAUUUAUAUGUUAUAGUCAAUCCCCAUCAGAGAUAAAGAAUUCUAAUAUCAAAUUAUUUUGGCUUUUGUAUUUAAAUAAACAAGUAUGUUUUUAGUAAAUAAAAGUUAAAUAUACAUGUAUAUGUUCUAUCAAAGGUAGAGAUAUUAUUUAUACAUUUUUUAUUGAUAAGCUAAAUAACAAUUGACCAUUUCUAAAGUACCUACCAAAAUGAAUUAAGAUUUCUGAGAGAACCAUCACAUUAUAAUCAUGUAUUUAUUGAGUGAGAGAGUGUGGUUAUUUAUAGAUUAUAUGUUACAUUUGUGUAGCUCAAAUGUGGAACUUUUAUUAUUUCUUUUUAAAAAUCAAAUUUUGUUUAUCCUCUUUAAAUGAAGAUAUUUUACAUGAAAUUCAUAUAAUCCAAGAAGAUCCUCUUUUUUGUGAAGUCUAAAUUAUUUUUUUUUUUUUUUGGGGGGGAGGGGUCCUUUUAGGCUCAACUAGCCGCACCAAAAAUUGUCUAUUCUGGAAAAGAUGUCUAGAUUAUGAAAAUUCUUUUGUUACAUUUGGUAAAGAAAGUAGUUUACAUUAUAAUGUCCAUUUGAGGCCUAAUGUAAAAGUUUAUAACAUUGAUUAUUUCCCUUGGAUUAGAUGAGAGAGAGAGAGAGAUGCAUGUUUAGGGCACCUAAUGUAUUAUGUCCCUUGGAUUAGAUGAAUUAUCUCCCUGAUUAGAUGAAUGAGAGUUUUAGGGCAGCCUAAUGUGUAAUGUCCCUUGGAUAAGAUGAAUUAUCUCCCUUGGAUUAGAUGAAUGAGAGUUUUAGGGCAGCCUAAUGUGUUAUGUCCCUUGGAUGAGAUGAAUUAUCUCCCUUGGAUUAGAUGAAUGAGAGUUUUAGGGCAGCCUAAUGUAUUAUUGUUAUAAUGUGUAGUGUGAUGUGUUAACACUCUUGUGUUUUAUUAAAUCAUGUGAAAUCUCAA
Molecule: messenger RNA, 6208 nt
Organism: Mytilus trossulus (common blue mussel)
Lineage: Eukaryota; Metazoa; Mollusca; Bivalvia; Mytilida; Mytilidae
Exons: 9
Coding region: 209-3178 (989 amino acids)
Cellular component (GO): nucleus
Molecular function (GO): histone H4K20 methyltransferase activity; protein binding
Source: RefSeq, a predicted model, not a curated record